GGCAAUUUGCUCAAGCGUCAAAGUCGAACGUGGACGGAGCAUGUAAAAGUGGGAAAAGAGGGGAAAAAAAGAUGUAAAAAGGAAAAUAGAGAAAGGGAAAUGCGUUGUGACUUGUGAGUAGUGCGAAUGAGUAAUGGCGCAAAAACGAAUAAAUGAAGCUGACGAGGAAGAGCAGAGCGAAGCAGCCAAUUGCCGAGACUUGGUUGUUGCUUUUCCCGAGAUUCCCAAUUUACAGCGAAGCCGUUACUCAUCUCUUCACUCUUGCUUCUCUCGACAUUUUGUAUUUGUUCGGCGCCACUCUUCUAGACUUCCUUUAUAAAAAUAACUAGAACCCUAAUCAUCUCUUUCCAUAUUCUAUUCUGAGACCUCCAGGGUCCAAUCACUAAACUCCUCUCUCCUCAUGGCGGAUCACGGUCCUAAAACCAAUAUCUCCUUCGCUGGAACCUUCGCUAGUAGCGCUUUCGCUGCUUGUUUCGCUGAGAUCUGUACAAUUCCUUUGGAUACUGCUAAAGUUAGGCUUCAGCUCCAAAAGAAAGCUGUUGCAGGAGAUGGAGUGGCCUUACCAAAAUAUAGGGGUCUGCUAGGUACAGUUGGUACCAUCGCUAGGGAAGAAGGCAUGUCAGCACUCUGGAAGGGCAUUGUACCAGGAUUACAUCGUCAAUGCCUUUUUGGAGGCUUAAGAAUUGGGAUGUAUGAGCCUGUGAAGGCCUUCUAUGUGGGUAAGGAUCAUGUUGGAGAUGUUCCUUUAUCCAAGAAAAUACUUGCUGCACUAACAACUGGUGGUCUAGCGAUUACAAUUGCCAAUCCAACGGACCUUGUGAAAGUUCGACUUCAAUCUGAAGGAAAAUUGCCACCUGGUGUGCCAAGACGCUAUUCCGGAUCAUUGAAUGCUUAUUCUACAAUAGUGAGACAGGAGGGAGUUGGGGCUCUGUGGACUGGGCUUGGACCGAAUGUAGCGAGAAAUGCUAUUAUAAAUGCUGCUGAACUAGCCAGUUAUGAUCAAGUGAAGCAGACGAUUUUGAAAAUUCCAGGGUUCAAAGAUAAUGUUUUGACUCAUCUCUUAGCUGGUUUGGGAGCGGGUUUUUUCGCAGUCUGUAUUGGCUCCCCAGUUGAUGUGGUUAAGUCAAGGAUGAUGGGAGAUUCCACAUACAAAAAUACACUGGAUUGUUUUGUCAAGACUUUGAGGAAUGAUGGGCCUCUUGCCUUCUACAAGGGUUUUAUACCAAAUUUUGGACGGCUGGGAUCUUGGAACGUCAUCAUGUUUCUGACCUUGGAACAGGCUAAGAAGUUCGUCCAACGCAUAGAGUCGUCAUGAGUUUUUAAAGAGAGCUGACAAUCAAGGUGGUAGCGAAUAAAUUUUGCAUGGGAUUGCAUCGAUACUAUUAAACGUCGUUUAGAGAAAAAUAAAGAACCCAAAUUGUUUCUGUUUUAAUUGUAUUUGUUGAUUAGGCGAGCUGCAAGGGAAGCAAUUAGAAUGAUCUUUUGCAAACUGAGAAUCUUCACUUUCGCUUCUUAUUUUUUACUGGGGCAUGGUUGUUGGGAACAUGUUUCCUUUUCUGGGUUAUUCACCACACUAUUUCUUCAUGGAGCCUCUGCAACUGUGUUGGUAUGUUCUCUGGGGAUUGAUUGAUAGUGGUCCCCUCCAUUAUAAAAAGAAGGAAAAGAGACUUGAUUAGCAACCUUGAGAGGUGAGUUUCAAA
Molecule: messenger RNA, 1700 nt
Organism: Vitis riparia (riverbank grape)
Lineage: Eukaryota; Viridiplantae; Streptophyta; Magnoliopsida; Vitales; Vitaceae
Product: mitochondrial uncoupling protein 1
Exons: 9
Coding region: 401-1315 (304 amino acids)
Biological process (GO): mitochondrial transport; mitochondrial transmembrane transport
Cellular component (GO): mitochondrial membrane
Molecular function (GO): oxidative phosphorylation uncoupler activity
Source: RefSeq, a predicted model, not a curated record